Messenger RNA from Aureobasidium pullulans EXF-150, 1365 nucleotides. RefSeq lists its product as uncharacterized. Gene Ontology annotation, molecular function: structural constituent of nuclear pore. The coding region runs from base 1 to 1365 and encodes 454 amino acids. The transcript is spliced from 2 exons. The record is from RefSeq and is a predicted model, not a curated record. NCBI's taxonomy places the organism in Eukaryota, Fungi, Ascomycota, Dothideomycetes, Dothideales, Saccotheciaceae. Gene Ontology annotation, cellular component: nuclear pore central transport channel; nuclear pore. Gene Ontology annotation, biological process: protein localization to nuclear inner membrane; NLS-bearing protein import into nucleus; nuclear pore organization.
AUGUCGUUAUUCGGUAAUCUGGGCAACAAUGCUCAGCAGCAGUCCUCUGGUACUUCUCUUUUCGGCGGAGCUUCCAACUCCAACAACACCCAAUCUUCACAACCCGCCCAGUCGACCUCUUUGUUUGGCCAACCUCAGCCUGCGCAAUCGAACUCCACUCCCUCGCUCUUCGGUCAGCAGAACCAACAACCCCAGCAACAGUCAUCGACUCCCUCCCUCUUCGGCGGUGCCGCCCAGCAGAACCAGCAACAAUCUUCGACCCCAUCCCUUUUCGGCGCAUCCGCUCAGCAGCCUCAACAGCAGCAACAACAACAACAACAACAGCAGCAGCAGCAGCAGUCCGGCGGCAUGUUCGGCUCCACCAACAAUGCGCAAACACAGCAGCAGCAUACCGGCCUCUUCGGCAAGCCUGUUCAGCAGACGAACAGCCUUUUCGCUCCGAAUGCUACUGAUCCCAACCAGCAACAGCAGCCUGGCAUGUUCGGCGUGAACAAUGCAAACUCUUUGGGCGCCUCUUUACUCAGUGCUUCUCUCUCUGCCUUGCCAUCGGCUCUUACAAACAAGCCCACCACCAUUGGCUUCAACCAACAAGCCAUGGCACCUCCCCGCGACAAGACGAUCCCUCAGCAAAUGGACGCCAUCUCCCAAAAGUGGAACCCUGAAUCUGCCGAGUGUCUCAUGCAACAUUACUUCUACGUCGCCGUACCACCGGAAAAGGCCCCCUUUAUUACCAUGCCUGAUAAUGCCGACGAACGCGAGUGGGAAAAGGCCCUACGCAACAAGCCGACUGAGGGAUCUGUUCCCGUCAUCGCAAGAGGAUUUUUGGAUUUGGGCACGCGCUUGCAAAUGCAGGUCGAUGCAGUCAAGCAAUUGCAAAUGCGGCUCCAUGAGAUGAACAACAGUCUGGAUGCCAUGAUGCAGAAGCAUGAGUUGGUCUUGAGUGUCAGAGCAGCAGAAGCGAAGAGAAAGCAUAUUGGUCUGAGCCAAAGAUGUCUCGCCUUGGCAAUCCGUGCGCAAGUGCUCGCGAACAGAGGAUUCGUUCUGGACGGCGCAGAGGAGGAGCUCAAGAAGAAGUUGGCGACGUUGGAAAAGGCAGUAUUCGACCCAGCAUUCUCAGGAAGAGAAGAGGAGAUCUGGGCGCGCAUGGUGGCCAUUCGGGAACGAACCAGAUGGCUGCAGGAAGAGAGCGAGAAGCUGGGCCGCCAGGUGUCUGGAGAGAACGGUGGUCUGGACGAGCAGGUGAUUGCAAAGACAAAGAAGAUUCUCCACGAUUACGAUACACAGAUCCAGCAUCUGCGCAAAGAGCUGGAACAUGUCAAGAAGGAGUAUGAGGAGUGGGAGGCCGCUAGCAAGCCUAGCAAAUGA